Globicephala melas (long-finned pilot whale) is the source of this 3476-nucleotide messenger RNA. It is a transcript of the gene PPARD, whose product is annotated as peroxisome proliferator activated receptor delta. Gene Ontology annotation, biological process: hormone-mediated signaling pathway; positive regulation of transcription by RNA polymerase II; negative regulation of inflammatory response. Gene Ontology annotation, cellular component: nucleus. Gene Ontology annotation, molecular function: zinc ion binding; nuclear receptor activity; DNA-binding transcription repressor activity, RNA polymerase II-specific. The record is from RefSeq and is a predicted model, not a curated record. NCBI's taxonomy places the organism in Eukaryota, Metazoa, Chordata, Mammalia, Artiodactyla, Delphinidae.
AGGCGGCGCAGCGUGUGACGCCGCGGCCGCCGCGGCCGCCGCGGAUCUAGGGAUUAAUGGGAAAAGUUUUGGCAGGAGCCGAAGGAUCCUACGGAGCCUGCGGGACGGCGGCGGUGGCGCGGAGGGCAGCCAGAACAGCGUUGCAUGGUGUUUUGGGGUAUGCACGUGGUACUCACGCAGUGGCUUCUGUUCACCGACAGAUGAGGACAGAUGCACCAAAGAGGCUGACAGGAACUGCCCUGUAAAGGUCCAUCUGUGUUCAGACCCAGAAGAUGCCAGAGCUAUGACCGGGCCUGCAGGUGUGGUGCCGAGGGGAAAUCAGCCAUGGAGCAGCCACCGGAGGAAGCCCCUGAGGUCCGGGAAGAGGAGGAGAAAAAGGAAGUGGCAAGGGCAGAAGGAGCCCCAGAACUCAAUGGGGGACCAGGGCACUCACUUCCUUCCAGCAGCUAUACAGACCUCUCCCGGAGCUGCUCUCCACCCUCGCUGCUGGACCAGCUGCAGAUGGGCUGCGAUGGGACCUCGUGUGGCAGCCUCAACAUGGAGUGCCGGGUGUGCGGGGACAAGGCAUCAGGCUUCCACUACGGUGUUCACGCGUGCGAGGGGUGCAAGGGCUUCUUCCGUCGAACAAUCCGCAUGAAGCUGGAAUACGAGAAGUGUGAGCGGAUCUGCAAGAUCCAGAAGAAGAACCGCAACAAGUGCCAGUACUGCCGCUUCCAGAAAUGCCUGGCACUGGGCAUGUCGCACAACGCCAUCCGCUUUGGCCGGAUGCCAGAGGCUGAGAAGAGGAAACUGGUGGCAGGGCUGACGGCAAACGAGGGGAGUCAACACAACCCCCAGGUGGCUGACCUGAGGGCCUUCUCCAAGCACAUCUACAGUGCCUACCUGAAAAACUUCAACAUGACCAAAAAGAAGGCCCGUGGCAUCCUCACCGGCAAGGCCAGCCACACGGCGCCCUUUGUGAUCCACGACAUCGAGACAUUGUGGCAGGCAGAGAAGGGCCUGGUGUGGAAGCAGCUAGUGAACGGUCUGCCCCCCUACAAGGAGAUCAGCGUGCACGUCUUCUACCGCUGCCAGUGCACCACGGUGGAGACCGUGCGUGAGCUCACCGAGUUCGCCAAGAGCAUCCCCAGCUUCAGCGACCUCUUCCUCAACGACCAGGUGACCCUUCUCAAGUAUGGUGUGCACGAGGCCAUCUUUGCCAUGCUGGCCUCCAUCGUCAAUAAGGACGGGCUUCUGGUGGCCAACGGCACUGGUUUUGUCACCCGUGAGUUCCUGCGCAGCCUCCGAAAGCCCUUCAGUGACAUCAUCGAGCCCAAGUUCGAGUUUGCUGUCAAGUUCAAUGCCCUGGAACUUGAUGACAGUGACCUGGCUCUCUUCAUCGCGGCUAUCAUUCUGUGCGGAGAUCGGCCAGGCCUCAUGAACGUGUCACAGGUGGAGGCCAUCCAGGACACCAUCCUGCGCGCCCUCGAGUUCCACCUGCAGGCCAACCACCCUGACGCCCAGUACCUCUUCCCCAAACUGCUGCAGAAGAUGGCUGACCUGCGGCAGCUGGUCACCGAGCACGCCCAGAUGAUGCAGCGGAUCAAGAAGACGGAGACCGAGACCUCGCUGCACCCCCUGCUCCAGGAGAUCUACAAGGACAUGUACUGAGGGCUUCUCUGUCGACCAGCCGCUGAGCACUGGGCCUGGUGGCCGAGGGGGAAUCACACACAGUCGGCCCACCUCCCUCUCCUUUCCCCGGCUCCCUCCCUUCUCAGCUCCUCUGUCUUCUCUCAUUUCUUUGUUCUUUUUCUUCCUUCCUCUCUCACCCUCCCUUUCUCUUUCCCCAUCUCCGUGUCUGUCCCUCUUCCUCUUCCUGUGAGGCAGUUUGUGUUAUUUCACCAGCAGCACAGAACAGCACCUCUGCUUCCCCACCACCACCACCACCACCACCACCACCACCCCGCCCCCCCGCACCCCGCAGCAGGAGGGGCCGGGCCUGCCCUCUGCACCAACAGUCCCCUUCUCCCGUCUUCAGUCUUCACAGCAAAGGGCUCGAGCCAUCCAAAGAAACACUAAGCUCUCUGGGCCUGGCUUCCCAGGGAAGGUAAGCAGGGCCAGGGCUGAGUGCAGAGCGGCCCCUGGUCACCGGGUCCCUGGCGGAGGAUGCCUCCCCCAGCAGGCGGCCCGGCCGGGGCUUUAGCUUGGCUCCCAGCAGGCAGCGCACACCUCAGCCCUGCUGAGCCGCCGCCCUUCCCUUCUUUUCACCGGUCUCGCAGGCCAGUGUCACUGAUGGCCCCCGCGCUGGCUGCUGGGGGACACGCGCCCAGCCUGGAUAGAGGUGGGGGUCCCUACACCCCCACUGACGAGGAGCGAGCUUAAAGAGAGGCGGAGGGAGGUAGGGGAGAUGGCGAGCCGGAGACUUGCUUCUGAGCCCAGGCCUGGGGCGGGUCCCCCAUCAGCACCCCACUCUGUCUGCCUCUCUGCAGCAGCCACCGACUCCUGCCUACAGGUGUCAGCACCGCGCUCCCCCAGGCAGCGCCAGGGCCUGGCCUCACAAGCGCCCCUCCUUUCUCUGGCCUCCCGGAGACACUGGCAGUGGCUCCAGCCCAGCUGAAGCUCACUCCCCACACACACUCCCUCCAGCCCACACACCACAAGCACUGAAAUCACUUUACCUGCAGGUUCCACACCUCUCGCCCUCCCCUCCCUGAGGCAGGCGAGUGCCCAGAGGGGCCUGCAGGUGGACGGGCAGAGCUGUGCCCCUGUUCCCGAGGCUAGGCCAGAUCCCUUGGUGGGCACGGGGUCCUGUGGACCCAGCCCAGCACCUGCUUACAGGGGAGGUACUGGGGAUAAACUGAUCCUUCUCGUUUGUGACACCCUCUGUCCCAACAACUCUGCUGCCCUCCCCUUUUCCUUGUAUUUGGCCCAGCUGGUCACCUGGAACUCUCCCUGUACUGCCUCUGGUGACCAAGGACCUUGCUAGGCCCAGUCCCACUCGUGGCCCCGCCCCUCCCCCUCAUCCCCAUUGAUAAGCACUCACCCCAGAGGAGGGGCAGAAGCACAGCUUGGAGAGCUUGGAGCGCUGCCGUCAGAGCAGAGGACAGAGAGCCUACCCAGGCUGCUUCUCCAGGGAGGAAACAGGUCUGGAGGGGUGAGGGGCUGGCUGGUGUCUCUGAGAAAGGUGGCAGGACAUGUGGGGUUAGAGCCCAGGCUUCCUGGGUCCUGUCUGGUCUUCCUUUUGGAGGGGCCUUUCCAUGCCUGAGGAUCACUCUCUACUGGCAAGAUUCUCCCCUCCCCUCCCCUCCCCCGCCAUGCACCCCAUCCUCAUCCCCCUCCCCAGUUCUGGUACUGAGGAUACAGCUCUUCUCAGUGUCUGAACAAUCUCUAAAAUUGAAAUGUAUAUUUUUGCUAGGAGCCCCAGCUUCCUGUGUUUUUAAUAUAAAUAGUGUAUACAGACUGAUGGAACUUUAAAUAAAUGGGAAUUAAAUAUUUAA